CGCUACACUACACCCGGUGAGCUGAGUCUUCAAACAGCGUGGUCACCCUUUGCGUGUGUGAGCAGGAGAUACAGAUAACAGCUGUGGAAACACCCACCCGGCUCCUUCUAACUACAGUAUCUGAGCAGCUAGCUUGUUAGCUAACAGUGUGUUUAUUGGCUCAAAAUGAACGGCCACCAGAACGGUUUCCAUAACAACUGCGAUGAAAACGGCUUCCUCUUCACUUCUGAAUCUGUCGGAGAGGGACACCCCGAUAAGAUUUGCGACCAGAUCAGUGAUGCUGUGUUGGAUGCUCAUCUCUCACAAGACCCUGAUGCCAAAGUAGCAUGUGAGACUGCUGCUAAGACGGGGAUGAUCCUGCUGGCGGGGGAGAUCACCUCCAGGGCCAACGUUGACUACCAGAAGAUUGUCAGGGAGGCAAUCAAACACAUAGGCUAUGAUGACUCCUCCAAAGGCUUUGACUACAAGACCUGCAAUGUGCUGGUGGCCUUGGAACAGCAGUCCCCCGACAUUGCUCAGGGUGUCCACCUGGAUCGCAAAGAAGAAGACGUUGGAGCCGGUGACCAGGGUCUGAUGUUUGGAUAUGCCACUGAUGAGACUGAAGAGUGCAUGCCCCUCACUAUUGUCCUGGCUCACAAGCUCAACGCCAAGAUGGCUGAAUUGCGCCGUAAUGGAACUCUGCCAUGGCUCCGACCUGAUUCCAAAACUCAGGUGACUGUUCAGUACAGACAGGAUAGAGGCGCCACCGUGCCACUGCGUGUCCACACCAUUGUGAUCUCUGUGCAGCACGACGAGCAUAUAACUUUGGAGGAGAUGCGCAAAUGUCUGAAGGAGCAGGUGGUGAAAGCGGUGGUUCCCAGUGGCUACCUGGAUGAUGAAACCGUAUACCACCUGCAGCCCAGUGGCCGCUUUGUCAUUGGAGGACCACAGGGUGAUGCUGGUCUGACUGGCCGUAAGAUCAUUGUUGAUACCUAUGGUGGUUGGGGUGCCCAUGGAGGCGGAGCCUUUUCUGGGAAGGACUACACAAAGGUGGAUCGCUCUGCUGCCUAUGCAGCCCGCUGGGUGGCCAAAUCUCUGGUGAAAGCGGGGCUCUGCAGGCGUGUGUUGGUCCAGGUAUCCUAUGCUAUUGGAAUUGCCCAUCCACUCUCCAUCUCCAUCUUCACCUACGGGACCUCCCAGAAGAGCGAGAGGGAGCUGCUGGAAAUUGUGAAGAAGAACUUUGACCUCCGUCCAGGAGUUAUCGUGAGGGAUCUUGACCUGAAGAGGCCCAUCUACCAGCGCACAGCAGCCUAUGGUCACUUCGGUCGUGACAUCUUCCCAUGGGAGGUUCCCAAGCCAAUGAAGUUCUGAACCCCCUCCAACUCCCCUCUUAUCUCCAGGCGGGCCUUAGGUGUACUACAGAUGAACCUUUGUGUCUGUCUACCUUUCUCCUAUUCCUCCUCCUCCUCCUCCUCCUCCUCCUCCUCCUCCUCCCUCUACUUCCUCCUCACACACACAGCCACAUCACCACAGCCUCUACUUCAUGAAAAGAUGCCCACUCUCCACAAUAUUGCACACAUCUCUGUGAGAUUAUGAUAGUAUUUCAGUUGCAGAUAUUAAGUUGAACAAACGUGUUGGAUAAAUUGUGCGUACAAAUUUGAGCAGAGCUGCCAGCUUUUAUUCAUCUUCUGGCAGCUCACCUCAUUUUUUUGUAUGAUUAAUGGUCAUCUAGUUUUCUGACACUGCUCAUCAGGAGUGAUUAAUUUAAUCUGUGCAGUAUAUAUUUAAACCAUAUUUAUAGCAGAUUUCCAAAAAGACCAUAUGGGUAUUUACCAUUGCUGAUGAUGUUUUGUGAGAUGAUUCUGGUAUUCAUCAGAUUUUAAACUCAGAAUCUCACUGCAGUUUAGUUGACAUGAACAGUGGUUGGCAUCCUCUGUUGCCUUGUCUUUAAUGGCAACAUGUCAUUUCCCAUUUUACCCAACUCUGUUGGGUUAAUGGCAGUUGAGAAUUGCAAAACCAUCAGCUGUGUUCCCCUCACACCCAAUGUUCUUGACAUUUUGUUGGCACAUAUAGGGUCAAAUACUUGUCCAGUGAACUAAAAUCUGCUCCUUUUCUUAUUUGUGCUGUCCCUUCAGACCACUUAUUUUCUGACGUUUUACAGAGAAGUCAGAAGCUGCUAAUGACCUAGUGGUUAUGUUGGGCUGCACCAUGACAUCACUCCAUUUUUUUGUAUUUAUUUUGUUAGUUUAUAUGUCAUGUGAAUGUUACAAAUGAUGUUCAAUGUGUCAACUGACCAAGAUAAAGGCACGUUUAAGUACUCAUCCCUCCUGGGACUGACUCUGGGUGUAGCUACAGAGAAACCCAGCACAGUCACCUCUGGGCAGGGACUGCCUUCAUCCCAUGGCAACAACCUACUUGAAAUAAUUUAUACAACUACACUAUUGUGGGACCUAACAGUUUGACCAGCAAGGAAAGACAGUUUAGCAAUGUGUGCCACAAGUUGUUUUUUUUUAUUUAUUUAUCUAAAGACAGUUUUCCACUCAGUCACACAUGUUUAGGGUACUGACACCUUCAGUCUCACAUACGCACAAUAUGAAAGGUUGAAUGGCACGGAAGAAACAAAAGAGCAGAGCCACACACAGACCAAGACAUAAGAGGCAGCACACAGUCGCCGUAGCGAAUGUAAGACAUGGUGAUACUGCUCUUGUCUUCUCGGCAGAGUUAGUUUAGUACACGAGGACGUGGGAUCAGAAUAUGAUACGGUUACAUUUGUGGAUUUUCAAUCAUCCACUGGAGUUGCACAGCAUGUUGGUUCUUGAGUUACCAAAAUUGGAAAGGCUUCUAUUUCUAAUGUUGUAUGUACAGUAGUCCCAAAAUGCUUGCUGAGCUUGCAGCUGAAGCUUUUGUUUUUAAUUUAUUUAUGUGUUUUUAAAAAAAAAACAAUCUUGACACCAUACCCUAUGGGUCGUGGAUGGCACAAGUCCAAAUUUUCCUGAUUAGUACACUUGAAACGAUCUUGGUUAGUCAAGGUUGCUCCUCUCCUUGUUCUUUUUAAGACUGUUUUGUUGAGAGUUUAGUGAGUAAAUUAAAAGAUAAUGAUGCGUGCCAGAGACUCUGGCCAGAUUUGAAUAUACAGUAUAUGCCUUUGAAUGCUUCCCUGGUUGCCCCUCUCUUAGUUAAAGCUAAGCCAAAUGUAAACCUGUGUGAGGUUGUUAUUAAAUCACCACAGUUGGUACUUAGUGUGAACUGUGUGUGCAGUUAGUCAAAGUGUCCUCAUCGUGUAGCUAGGUGGCACUGUGUCCUUAUAUAUAUAUACAACUGAAGUUAAGAUUGUUUUCUACUUUCAGAGCACUGAUGUCUGGUCUUUAGCUUGGCUCCUCUGCCACCACCGUGUGGCUCUUUGAGUGCACUGCAGAGAAACCUCAGACAGGAGCCAUACAUUGUUGCUGAGAACAUUUUAGACUGUCUGUUUGAUUAUUUAUCCGGUGAAAUGAUCCACCUCCCAAAGACGUUUUACAAUAUGUUUGCAUCUCAUCUACAGAAGAGACAAAAUGAUUGGUUGGUGUUGUACAGAGAAACCAGCCUGUUUACAUAGUCUCCUGUGGGGGGAUGUUGACGAGCAUUUUUUUCUAUGUUGAUUAGAAGUUAGUCUGUCAGUGUGGUUGCUGAAUGUGUAAAAGUGCCUUCUCAUUUUUUUGCAAUGCCCCUAUCCUUAUAUAUCUGACUCCUUACCCUGUUUCUACCCUGAGGUUGCAAAAUCUCCCUCUUCAAUAAUUCAUGCUGAGGAGUUUGAUUUGUUGUUGAGUUUCUCUUUCAAACCCUUCAAAUAAACUGCACCAUUCCCUGUG
Molecule: messenger RNA, 3827 nt
Organism: Epinephelus moara (kelp grouper)
Lineage: Eukaryota; Metazoa; Chordata; Actinopteri; Perciformes; Serranidae
Gene: mat2aa
Product: methionine adenosyltransferase II, alpha a
Exons: 9
Coding region: 166-1350 (394 amino acids)
Biological process (GO): S-adenosylmethionine biosynthetic process
Cellular component (GO): methionine adenosyltransferase complex; cytosol
Molecular function (GO): ATP binding; methionine adenosyltransferase activity
Source: RefSeq, a predicted model, not a curated record